This is a messenger RNA of Liolophura sinensis, 1656 nucleotides long. Its product is annotated as synaptogenesis protein syg-2-like. NCBI's taxonomy places the organism in Eukaryota, Metazoa, Mollusca, Polyplacophora, Chitonida, Chitonidae. Gene Ontology annotation, molecular function: protein binding. Gene Ontology annotation, cellular component: plasma membrane. Gene Ontology annotation, biological process: homophilic cell-cell adhesion. Bases 388 to 1656 code for a protein of 422 amino acids. The transcript is spliced from 8 exons. The record is from RefSeq and is a predicted model, not a curated record.
CCUUUUUUGUUCUAUUUAACAGUAUAGCAGACAAAACACACAUUUACGUUAACAUUUUUUGCACGUUUGUCGGAUGUUGAUGCAGUUUUGACACAGUGAAACAAAAUAAUUACUUUGUUUAACUUACAACACAGAAACACGCUGCAGAUAACUCCAUGCUCGUUUUCAUACUUAACUUUUUAUCGACAUAGCACUUAUUGUACAUUUGUUUUGAUUUCAGACGGGCCGUUGUUUAGCAGCUGUAAAUCAAAGUACAUUUUCGUAGAAAAUGCCACAGCUGAGCUCUCUUGUACAACCUGGGCUAAGCCUCAGCCAACGAUAAACUGGACUCGCGGAGCUCAGACAAGUGGCGUGAGUGGGACAAAUAAUAAUUAUACGUCUGUGGCCAUGUUCAACAAGAUCAGAAGGAUUGACUCUGGAGUCUACACUGUGACAGCUGGUAAUGGCGUUGGGAGAUUUGUACAGAGGACAGUCAAUGUCACUGUGUACUAUCCCCCGGAUAUAUCUGUGGUUCUGGUGUCAGGAGAAGAUGUCACGGAAGGAAACCCUCUACAGCUGGAAUGUCGUGCUGAAGCUGUUCCUCAAAACUACACCUACUCUGUCUGGAGUCGUACCAUUGAAGGCCGCCAUGUACCACUGGUAAAUAACAGUCCUGGGAAAUCCCUGUCCAUCAGUCAGGUGACGUUCAGAGAUCAGGGUGUAUACCGGUGUGGAGCCAGUAACGGGUUUGGAGGCUUUCAGUGGGGACAACUGGAGGUCAAGGUUCGCGCCCGGCCACAGUUUGUCAGACAGAUCAACCAACAAGCAGCAGCCCUCGGUGAAAAUAGCAAACUGAUGUUUAAGUUUGUGUCUUAUCCAGCCUAUGUGAACCUCAGGUGGUACAAACUUAUCAAUGGUACAGCUGAAAAACUAACCGUCUCUAACUCAACCGAGAGUAAAUACCGAAGUCGCGUGACGGAUGCUUACCACGAGUUUAUGUUUUACAACACCAGAGUCCUGCUUUCUGGUCACGUGGCGGAACUUGAAAUCUCUGACGUUAAACGUGAUGAUUUCGGGAAAUACAAAUUUGUUGCUAAAAAUGACGAGGGAUCUUCUGAGACCAUCAUGUCUUUUAACUUAAUAGAUCGUCCUUGUCCACCUACUCUAUCAACCACAUUUUGUGAAAACCGUAUAGCCAAUGUGACGUGGAUUACCUGUUUCGAUGGCGGUUCUACUCAGACGUUUAAACUCCAGUACAAAAAGAAGGGUGGCGAUUGGGUUGAAUUACCUGGUAACAUAACAGACCCGGGAGAGGAUAUGGCUGUGAGCGAGGUGGUGGAGGGUCUCGAGGAGAGGGGAGAAUACAUCUUCGGGGUGUAUGGUGUGAACAGGUGGAAUAAAAGUGACACGGUACAGACGAGUUGUACAGUUACAGUUUCUGAUGUACCUCCCGGUACCACUAGUGCCCUUGCCGGCCCCAUGGCAGGCGGCAUAUCUGGAGCUAUCGUUUUAAUGGGAGUUGCGCUUCUAGUUGUGGUCAUCUUCCGUAGGCGAAAGCAAGGUAGCCGGUCUUCAGGAGAAACAGAGCAGAUGAGACCGGAUGACACAAACGGUGUGCAAUCAACCAGACAUUAUGAAAACCUUCCAGGUAUUGGGUUUUUGGAAAACGAACAGUAA